UCUUGCAUCUACGCAUACUGGACCACACUCACACUGACCAGGCACAACUCCGGGGCCGCCGAAGGAGACAUCACGUUCAGCAAAGCGCACCCGGAUGCUGUACAAGCUCUUGUCAAGGAGUUCCUGGCGUUCGUCAAGAAGGCCAUUCCCCCAGAGAUGCGUGCCAAGUGGCUCUCGGCCGGAGAUCAAAAUGAGAACGAAGGCGACAAUACCGAGGAUGUGGCCAGGAGCGAGGACGGGGAUGGGGCUGAGGUCGAGGAGGAGGAAGAGGAAGACAGUGCCCAUGGAGAAGAGAGAGAAGAGGGCCAGGACGAGGAAGGGGAUACCACACCCGACCCCUCCAUGACCAACACCACCGCCACCAUCGCGACCGACGCCUCGCCCACCAUCGUGACCGAUGCCGCGCCCACCGUCAGGACCGACGCCGCGCCCGCCAACAUGGCCGAUGCUGCGAACGUCAACACAGUCGAUGCUAUGCCCGCCAUCGCGGUUACCCCUGCCUGCGCGUCCAACGCUGCGCCGGCCGCUAUGUCCUUUGCUCUGCCGGCGUCCACAUCGCGCGCUGCGUGGCCCUCAGACGUCCUACCGGAUGCUACCUCGGCCUCUAUACCACCGUCGGCGACAGAUGCAGCCUCAACGGCCACUGCCAGUGGUACAUUCCCCUUCGACUUCGGCGGCUGCGACCUCGGGUCUUCGCCAGGCUACCUGGCAUCAAGCCAGAUGGGCGUCCCAAUGCCAUCUUUUGAUCAGCCAUUCAUGCCGGAUGGGGUCGCGUUCAAGAUGCCGGAUGGUACCCUACCCUUCGGGUUCAACCCCGCCGGAUUCGUGGGGCAGCCUGAGCCCGGUUUCUUCUCGGCGGCUCUAGUGGACGCGAUGGUCCCGAGCAUGCAGGUCGGCUAUAUGGGUCAAGGCGGGUUCCACCCUCCCUCGCCCUUCGCAGGGGCAUGGGCAUGUACAACAGCACUGCAUACGAUGCUGUUCCCUCCGCUGGGCCCGUCUCUCAGCCGUUCUUGACUGCGUCGCACCCGGUGCAGAGCGUCCUCGAUCCAUCUGCGAUGUCUUUCGGUGGUCACCAAACGAUGCAAGCCAUGCCUUGGUUUCAUAACCCGCAGCUGCCAGGACCGUCUAUCAUCUCUCCGACGCCCUUCUCUUCGAC
Fomitopsis serialis is the source of this 1156-nucleotide messenger RNA. RefSeq lists its product as uncharacterized. The record is from RefSeq and is a predicted model, not a curated record. Lineage: Eukaryota; Fungi; Basidiomycota; Agaricomycetes; Polyporales; Fomitopsidaceae. Bases 157 to 1014 code for a protein of 285 amino acids. The transcript is spliced from 3 exons.